AUGGAGUAAAGCGGAGGCAGCAGGGGAAGAUGGCGGCGGCUGUUCCACAGCGGGCGUGGACCGUGGAGCAGCUGCGCAGUGAGCAGCUGCCCAAGAAGGACAUUAUCAAGUUUCUGCAGGAACACGGUUCAGAUUCGUUUCUUGCAGAACAUAAAUUAUUAGGAAACAUUAAAAAUGUGGCCAAGACAGCUAACAAGGACCACUUGGUUACAGCCUAUAACCAUCUUUUUGAAACUAAGCGUUUUAAGGGUACUGAAAGUAUAAGUAAAGUGUCUGAGCAAGUAAAAAAUGUGAAGCUUAAUGAAGAUAAACCCAAAGAAACCAAGUCUGAAGAGACCCUGGAUGAGGGUCCACCAAAAUAUACUAAAUCUGUGCUGAAAAAGGGAGAUAAAACCAACUUUCCCAAAAAGGGAGAUGUUGUUCAUUGCUGGUAUACAGGAACACUACAAGAUGGGACUGUGUUUGAUACUAAUAUUCAAACAAGUGCAAAGAAGAAGAAAAAUGCCAAGCCUUUAAGUUUUAAGGUCGGAGUAGGCAAAGUUAUCAGAGGAUGGGAUGAAGCCCUCUUGACUAUGAGUAAAGGAGAAAAGGCUCGACUGGAGAUUGAACCAGAAUGGGCUUAUGGAAAGAAAGGACAGCCUGAUGCCAAAAUUCCACCAAAUGCAAAACUCAUUUUUGAAGUGGAAUUAGUGGAUAUUGACUGAAAUAGUUCAGCUCUAAGGAUAAUAGCAACAAUGAUAAAACUUGGCCUUGAAGAAACUUACAUAACUCGUUAGAACUUGUUACUAUGGUAAAGGAAGAGUCAACUGGAAAAUUCAAGGAGUUAAUAAAAUUUGUUUACUUGAUCCCAGCUUUUGAGAGAUGUAAUCCCUUAUGAAUCCCUGAAGUCUAAAAUACUUUCCUACAGCUGUGUAAAAUACUGGUCAAGGAGAACUUUUUCCUUUUACCUCAUGUUGUAAACUAAGUGGCUCAAUAAAAAUUUAUCCACUGUCUU
Messenger RNA from Chlorocebus sabaeus (green monkey), 994 nucleotides. Its product is annotated as peptidyl-prolyl cis-trans isomerase FKBP3. The record is from RefSeq and is a predicted model, not a curated record. Lineage: Eukaryota; Metazoa; Chordata; Mammalia; Primates; Cercopithecidae. Gene Ontology annotation, molecular function: peptidyl-prolyl cis-trans isomerase activity.